AUGUGUGCCAAAGCGGCCACGCAUGUUGUCAUGCCCCUCAACUGUCUUAGGAGCUUGUUCCGGCUGGACUGGCCAGUGGUCUUGAUCGGAGAGUCCGGCGUCGGGAAAACCAACCUGCUCUCCCGUUUCACCCGCAAUGAAUUCAACCACGACAGUCGCACCACGAUUGGGGUGGAGUUCUCGACCCGCACCAUCCUGGUGGGUGAUGCCCUCGUGAAAGCCCAAAUUUGGGACACGGCUGGUCUGGAGCGUUACCGUGCCAUCACUUCAGCCUACUACAGGGGAGCCGUCGGCGCCCUCUUGGUUUUCGACAUCACCAAGCACCAGACCUACGACGUGGUGGAGCGCUGGCUGAAGGAGCUGUACGACCACGCCGAGGCCACCAUCGUGGUGAUGCUGGUGGGCAACAAGACGGACCUGGCCCACUCCCGGGAGGUGCCGACCGAGGAGGCCAAGAUGUAUGCAGAAAACAACGGGUUGCUCUUUCUGGAGACCUCAGCCUUGGACUCCACCAACGUUGAGCUGGCUUUUGAGACCAUUUUGAGAGAUAUUUUCAACAAGGUGCAAAAACAGAAGCAGAAAAGUCCCCUGGACAACGCCGGCAACACCGUCCCGCUCUCUGCCGAAAACCCCAACGCCACUUCCGCCUCUCAGCCCGUGCAGGGAAAGAGAGCUUGCUGCUUGAACCUCUGAAGGAUGCCGUGGGGGUGGGACGUGUGUGUGUGUGUGUGUGUCUCGUCCAUCAUGAAAAC
This is a messenger RNA of Pogona vitticeps (central bearded dragon), 752 nucleotides long. NCBI's taxonomy places the organism in Eukaryota, Metazoa, Chordata, Lepidosauria, Squamata, Agamidae. The record is from RefSeq and is a predicted model, not a curated record.